AUGGUACCAAAUCGUUUCCGCCUAUUACUGUCACUGUUGGUAGCCGCAUCUACCAUUGGCGCCAGAGCCGGUACCGUCCCAGCAGCGGAUGAUGCACCCCAGCUGGAUCCGCUGGAGUUCUCCUACCUCACACUGUGGAAGUACACGCUGGCCGAGUGCGAAAAACACGGCGUCAACGGAUCGAUCAUCACCAAGUCGUGGAUCGGUGUGCGGCGAUGCCUUCGGACCAAGUUGGACGUGAUCGCGUUCAACAUGGACUCGAUGCGGCUGGACGUCGACAAUCAGCAGGCCAUUUUGGAGAAGCACUGCCCGAAUCUGAUGCAAGCAAGUGGUUGCUUCGAUCCGUUCAUGAAGAACGUGAAGAGCUGCGUCCAAGGUGAUAACUUCGAGAUCUUUGAGGCUAUGCGGAACUGGAUCACGGACGUUUUGGAGCACAUCUGCGAGGAUAAUGGAGCACGAAUCAAAUAUGAUCGGGUGAAGCACGAGAAAUGUACGGCCGAAUUGGGUCAAUACGUUUUUGAAUGCGCAGCUCAGAAUAUUAUCGAUAAGCAGUACAGCAAUCGGAAGUCGCUUUCGGGAGAAGACUGCAGCAUGAUCCAGCGGGCCAAGGAUUGUCUUGUGAUCAAACUGAAGGAAUGUUCGGUAUUUUCGGCAGCCGCCCAGCUUUUCUACGAUAACUUCAUCCGGAUCACCUCCUGCACGGCAGCCGCCACCGCCGCCAACGAUGAUGGCAAUUGAAUCCAAAUAAACCUAAGAGUUUGUUUGCAAUCACGAUCUGUCGAAUACAGUUCAUUUAGGCUAGAAUUGAUAGAGAAAAAGAGAAACAUUCCACGCAUAGCAUUCGGCACUCGAUUAUUCCGACGAAUGAUAUAAACAAUAUACGGAGGCUCAGUUCGACUGGUCGCGGACAUAGAUGUGAAGUGAAGUACAUGAAAAGAGUCCAUUUCCCUGUUCGGCCCCGGGCACAGUACUCUUCUAAAGAUGCUCAACUCAUUUCAAUCUACGACACAUUGUUUAUUUACUGUUUUGUUGAGUUUUGUGUACAUUUUCAGCGAACACGGGUAGAGAGAUUGAAGGUGUUGUUUGGCAUAAAUAGUGCAAUAUAUUUCCAACAAUGCGCUAAAUUUAGAACGCCGCAGCACGUCCCUCCGUCUCGGCGAUCCUCCACUUCUACUAUUUGGGGUGCUUAUUAUUAGACUGUGAUCGGACGAAUAAUUAGAUUGAAAGUUCAUAGCGGCAAAAGGGUCUUUCUAAUUCGGAUUUACACUGAGAGAAAUAAAAAGAGCUGCAAUUUU
Aedes albopictus (Asian tiger mosquito) is the source of this 1295-nucleotide messenger RNA. RefSeq lists its product as uncharacterized. The transcript is spliced from 4 exons. The record is from RefSeq and is a predicted model, not a curated record. The coding region runs from base 1 to 738 and encodes 245 amino acids. NCBI's taxonomy places the organism in Eukaryota, Metazoa, Arthropoda, Insecta, Diptera, Culicidae.